Molecule: messenger RNA, 2909 nt
Organism: Salvelinus fontinalis (brook trout)
Lineage: Eukaryota; Metazoa; Chordata; Actinopteri; Salmoniformes; Salmonidae
Product: PDZ domain-containing protein 11-like
Exons: 6
Coding region: 115-543 (142 amino acids)
Biological process (GO): maintenance of epithelial cell apical/basal polarity; protein localization to basolateral plasma membrane; neurotransmitter secretion
Cellular component (GO): basolateral plasma membrane; synapse; cell-cell junction
Molecular function (GO): protein binding
Source: RefSeq, a predicted model, not a curated record
UAUAGCGGGGCUCUCUGUAAAUGCACAUGCGCAUCCAUUGCAUCGAUGAUUAUAAUGCGCCAGCAGGGCGUUUGUUUGAAAGGGAAAUUGUCUUUUUAGCCUGGUUUUGAAACCAUGGACCAAAAGAUCCCAUAUGAUGACUACCAACUCCCUGUGGUCUUUUUACCUUCUUAUGAGAGUCCCCCAGCAUGGAUAGCCCCUCAGGAGCGGAUCCACCAUCCUGACUACAACAAUGAGCUGACUCAGUUCCUGCCACGCACCAUUGUGUUGAAGAAACCUCCAGGGGCACAGCUAGGCUUCAACAUCCGUGGGGGAAAGGCCUCCCAGCUGGGCAUCUUCAUCUCCAAGGUGGUCCCAGAUUCGGACGCCCAUAGGGCAGGGCUCCAGGAGGGAGAUCAGGUGCUGUCUGUCAAUGAGGUGGACUUCCAGGACAUAGAGCACUCGAGGGCUGUAGAGAUUCUGAAGACUGCCAGGGAGAUUCUGAUGAGGGUGCGCUUCUUUCUCUACAACUACCAGAGACAGAAGGAGAGGACUGUGCAAUAGGUGACAGAAAAGUUCCACGGGAGAGUGAGAAACAGUAUGGUUACAUGCACACAAUAAUAUGAUUAUUGUGGAUAGUAAGGUUAAUAUAAUAGUUUGUUUAAAACGUUUACAUGCUUGGCAAGAAGAACGAUUUCCAUAAUAUUCCUGUUUACAUGGACACAUCUGAAAUCAGGCUACCUAAUGGGACUUUUGAGAAAUGCAGAAAAUCGGCAAUCAAAAUAAAACCUGCCACAGUGACCAUGUUAUUUUUGCGAAUACUAUUUGAUUUGGAGUUCGGAUAUAUAAAGUUUGUGUUUGUGAAAACUAUUUCUAAAAUGAAUACUUUCAGUUUUUCCGAACUCACUUCAUGCUCAGAAAACCAGGUGUUUUAUUAUUAUUAUAAUAAUUUGUUUAUAUAUACAGUACCAGUCAAGAGUUUGGACACACCUACUCAUUCCACGUUUUUUCUUUAUUUGUACUAUUUCUACAUUGUAGAAUAAUAGUAAAAUCAUCAAAACUAUGAAAUAACACAUAUGGAAUCAUGUAGUUACCAAAAAAGUGUUGAACAAAUCAAAAUAUAUUUUAUAUUUGGGAUUCUUCAAAGAUGCUGAUGACAUCUUUGCACACUCUUGGCAUUCUCUCAACCAGCUUCAUGAGGUAGUCACAUGGAAUGCAUUUCAAUUAACAGGUGUGCCUUUAACAGGUGUGCCGUUAAAAGUACAUUUGUGGAAUUUCUUUCCGUCUUAAUGCGUUUGAGCCAAUCAGUUGUGUUGUGACAAGGUAGGGGUGGUAUACAGAUGAUAGCCCUAUUUGGUAAAAGACCAUGUCCAUAUUAUGGCAAGAACAGCUCAAAUAAGCAAAGAGAAAUGACAGUCCAUCAUUACUUUAAGACAUGAAGAUCAGUCAAUUGAAAGUUUCUUCAAGUGCAGUCGCAAAAACCAUCAAGCGCUAUGAUGAAACUGGCUCUCAUGAAGACCGCAACAGGAAUGGAAGACCCAGAGUUACCUCUGCUGCAGAGGAUAAGUUGAUUAGCGUUACCAGCCUCAGAAAUUGCAGCCCAAAUAAAUGUAACAGACACAUCUCAACAUCAACUGCAGAGGAGACUGUGUGAAUCAGGCCUUCAGGGUCGAAUUGCUGCAAAGAAACCACUACUAAAGGACACCAAUAAGAAGAAGAGACUUGCUUGGGCCAAGAAACAUGGGCACGACAUUAGACCGGUAGAAAUUUGUCCUUUGGUCUGGAGUCCAAAUUGGAGAUUUUUGGUUCCAUCCGCUGUGUCUUUGUGAGACGCAGUGUGGGUGAAUGGAUGAUCUCUGCAUGUGUAUUUCCCACCGUUAAGCAUGGAGGUGUUAUGGUGUGGUGGUGCUUUGCUGGUGACACUGUCUGUGAUUUAUUUAGAAAUCAAGGCACACUUAACCAGCAUGUCUACCACAGCAUUCUGCAGCGAUACACCAUCCCAUCUGGUUUGGGCUUAGUAGGACUAUCAUUUGUUUUUCAACAGGACAAUGACCCAUCACACCUCUAGGUUGUGUAAGGGCUACUUGACUAAGAAGGAGAGUGAUGGAGUGCUGCAUCAGAUGACCUGACCUCCACAAUCACGUGACCUCAACCCAAUUGAGAUUGUUUGGGAUGAGUCGGACCGCAGAGUGAAGGAAAAGCAGCCAACAGGUACUCAGCAUAUGUGGGAACUCCUUCAAGACUGUUGGAAAAGCAUUCCAGGUGAAGCUGUUUGAGGGAAUGCUAAGUGUACAAAGCUGUCAUCAAGGCAAAGGGUGGCUAUUUGAAGAAUCUCAAAUAUGAAAUAUUUUUUAAUUUGUUUAACACUUUUUUGGCUACUACCUGAUUCCAUAUGUUAUUUCAUAGUUUUGAUGUCUUCACUAUUAUUCUACAAUGUAGAAAAUAGCAAAAAUAAAGAAAAACCCUUGAGUGAGUAGGGACAUAUUCUUAAGGGAAGUUCUCAUCACUGAAAAUGCCAUCAAGGGAUUGAGUGUACUGGACAAAAGCUUGCAUUCCUUGUGAUUUAUUUUUUAUUAACCAAUCUGCUUUCACUCACCUCUGACCAGAACAUUGUGAAUACGAAAUGCUAAACUGGUUACCCCUAUUGUGUGUGCAUGUAUAUAUGAGAACAGUGUAAUGAUAUUCAAAGAAUAUUUAUAAUGCACCAGGGUAUAAAAAUGUACGUCUGUACAUGUCAUACCAACUAAAUCCACUAGAGGACAUACAAGUUCAAGGAAUGAUUAUUGACCUGCAUAGUCAUGUUCUUUUAGCAAUAAGAGGGGGUUGAUUUGUGUGAUUUGAAAGGGGCUAUUGUGUAUUGCGGCACAUUACAUUAUGUACAAACAUCUGUUCGCUGUUGGUAUUUUAAACUGAGUUUUAUAUCCUUUUAA